Messenger RNA from Stylophora pistillata, 1165 nucleotides. RefSeq names its product elongation factor Ts, mitochondrial. The record is from RefSeq and is a predicted model, not a curated record. Gene Ontology annotation, molecular function: protein binding; translation elongation factor activity. NCBI's taxonomy places the organism in Eukaryota, Metazoa, Cnidaria, Anthozoa, Scleractinia, Pocilloporidae. Gene Ontology annotation, biological process: mitochondrial translational elongation.
UUCAAGAUGGCGGCUUUGGCGAUGGCUUGUUCCAAAAUGUGCACUUUUAGUACAUUUGGGGCGAGAUCUUUUCUCCUAAGUACCAGGAUUAAUCAAGGAUUGAACACCCGGCUCCUGAGCUCAACACAGCAGAAUUCCAGGAAAGUGGACAAAUCAUUGCUUUCUAGAUUGAGAAAGGAAACUGGAUUUGGUUUUGCUAAAUGCAUGGAGGGUCUUCAAGUAAGCAACAAUGAUUAUUAUGCAGCUUUGACAUGGCUGAAGGCAGAGGCAGAGAAACAAGGCUGGGAGAAGGCUGCUAAACUACAAGGGAGGGCUGCAGCUGAAGGACUUGUUGGAGUUUUGGUGGAUGGUAACUUUGGUGCCAUGGUUGAGGUUAACUGUGAGACAGACUUUGUAGCAAGGAAUGAACUUUUUGUUGAUCUGGUAUCCAAUAUAGCAAACACAGCAAUGGUAAAACGGAAGAAGAUUGUUGAUCAGAACCAAAAAGUUAACACAUUUGCUGGUGAACUUGAACACUUAAGAGAGGUUAUUCCAGAGCAUAAACUGAGAAAUGAGGAAAUACAGAAAAGUGGAGAGACUGUGGCAGAAACUGUGACAAGAACAAUUGGUAAAUUAGGGGAAAACAUCAAAAUUAGCAAAGUUGUUACAAUGACAACUGAAGUAAGCAAUGUUAUUGGUAGUUACGCCCAUGGUCCUUUUGUAAAAUAUGUAGCAGGGUGUUCCCUUGGAAGAUAUGGGGGAUUAGUGGCCCUAAGACCAAAAAGUGGCAACACUAAUCUUGAUUCUGUGCAGCAACUGGCCAAUAAGGUAGCACAACAUGUCGUAGGAAUGAAUCCAAAGGUUAUUGCACAAGAUGGCAGCAGUAAAAAUGAGGGUGUUCUGAAUGAAGAGACAAGUGACGUGUUACUUGAGCAGGAAUACCUGUUGGAUGAAAGUUUGACAGUGAAGGACUUGCUAGAUAAGGAAGGAGUUGAAGUUGUUGAUUUUGUUAGGUAUGAAUGUGGCACAUAGUAGCUCUUGGAUAUACUUGAGAUGUGUUUGUCAUUACCAAACCCUGACUAAACACUAAGCUAAGCCGUAUUGCCUCAAAAAGGCUUGGGGUAAGAGCUGAUGUUUUUCUUACAUUAGACAGCUUUGUUGCAAUAAUAAAUGGACCUUAAAAAUG